AUGAAAUGGAACACAGCCAUCUGCUGGACUCUCAUUCUGCUGCUUGCCGUCUUCUUCGAAGGCAUCAGUUGCAAAGGAGGGCGUGGCGGCGCCCGAGGGGCAGCCAGGGGUAGCGCCCGUGGCAGUACGCGGCGGUCAAAAUCUUCAACCCGCUACAGCUCAGGACUACGGGUGGCGGCUGCGGCGGCGGCAGGUGGCGCGGCUGCAGGAGCGGCCUCGGCCGUGGCUGCCGGCAGGAUGAGGUCCGCUGGCGAGGGCGGCCCGGAAUAUGCAGAGGCACAGUCUGGCAACAGCACCGGCGAGGGCAGUUACAACUAUCGGGCGUGGACCUCGGGUGCCGAAUCCUGGCACCUUUCAUAUCUGCCUGCCUGCCUGCUGUGCGUGGCCAGAUUCUUUACCCUAUAA
This is a messenger RNA of Podarcis lilfordi (Lilford's wall lizard), 405 nucleotides long. NCBI's taxonomy places the organism in Eukaryota, Metazoa, Chordata, Lepidosauria, Squamata, Lacertidae. The record is from the annotation of a GenBank genome assembly.